UAAGACGCUUCAUACUUUAUCAUUUACAUUUCCAAUGUUUUACCUUCGAUAUCUUUACCUGUUGAAACAAUAGUCAUAUGUUCAUUAAUAUAAUCGAUGUGCGUAUGAAUCUUGAAAACUAUUGUACGACUAUUUUACGGCUGGGCAUCUUCGCAAGCCCGCAACUUCCACAAAUAUCCGGAUGAAAUCGGCACUGUAUUUCAACGGACAGAUGGGAGAGCACAGAAUCGUGUUUGACAUCUAGAAUAAUGUGGAAGAUAAAAUCGAUUACAAAACAUUCCGCAAACAUUCCGGAGAUUAGUGUGCCAGACAAGAUUGCGUGGUUUGGUUCGGAAACUAGUGAGAUAGCUUGACUUCCGAUGUAUACAAUGCGUAUACACUGUCAGUUAAGAAAUAUUAUUGCCUUUAUGCAAAAGAAAUUUCCAAUUUUGACCAUGAGUGAGCCUCAGUUCACCGAAGUAUCACCUAAAUAUUGGGAGGAAAAAUGGGACAAACGAAAAAUUGGUUUCCAUAGAUCUCAUAUGGAUAAGUUACUAGAGAAGCACUAUGAUAAACUGAUCAAUGGCAGACACAAUAUCAAGAUUUUCUUUCCACUGUGUGGAAAAUCUGUAGACAUGAAAUGCUUGUGGGACGAGGGACAUACUAUUAUCGGGGUUGAAUGCGUGAGAAGUGCCCUGGAGGAGUUCUUUGAGGAACAGUCCAUUAAGUACACUGUCUCAGAACUGCAAGAUAUUGAAGGUUCUCUAUUCACUAGUGAAGACAAAAGAAUAAGAUUGUACUGCUGUGACCUCUUUAAGUUCAACAGUGACUUUGAAGGGAAAAUGGAUGCUGUUUGGGAUAGGGCUUCAAUAGUGGCCAUCAAUAAGGAUGAAAGACAACGGUAUUCAGAAAAUCUGACAAGCUUGUUAUCCCCGGAUUGUCGCUAUUUACUGGAGACAUUGGAGUAUGAUGAAACCAAGUAUCCAGGGCCUCCGUUUUAUGUGUCAGAACAGCAGGUUCAUGAUCUGUUUGGUGACAGAAUGAACAUAACAAAAUUGGAAAGAGCAUAUGCCCUAGAAGAAAGACACCAAACUUGGGGAAUAGACAGUUUGUUCGAAAAUUUGUUCUUGAUGACAUUAAAGUGAUGAACACUACACUAAAA
Molecule: messenger RNA, 1141 nt
Organism: Ostrea edulis (European flat oyster)
Lineage: Eukaryota; Metazoa; Mollusca; Bivalvia; Ostreida; Ostreidae
Product: probable thiopurine S-methyltransferase
Exons: 9
Coding region: 360-1124 (254 amino acids)
Molecular function (GO): thiopurine S-methyltransferase activity
Source: RefSeq, a predicted model, not a curated record